UUCGCUCGGCUCACAUUUUCCAGCUAUUACAAGUCAAUUAUUUGAAAGUCUACAAACAACAAUAUAUAGAUUUUCAGAAACAUGUCACUCAUUUUUCAUGUGUACAGAUGUUUUUACAUAUAAAUGCUCUUACUUGGGUUACGUGUUGACGCGGGUUGCUAUGGUUACGGAAGUGGUCCCGUGCAGCAGAGGCAUCAGAGGAGACAUGUCUGCGCAGAGCUGGACUCAGAGUUUAAAGUCCUCGAGGAAAACAGCUCUGAUACACGAUGGAAAAAGGAAGAUCCACUACCUCUUCACAGAUGGAAAAGAAAUGGCUGAAGAGUAUGACUUGAAAACAGAUGAGCUCAUUGUAAGGAAGUGGCGUAAUAAAAGCACACUUGGAGCUCAGGGCCAAUGGCAGGUAGAGGUUGGGGAGCCACUUGCAAGCCCUGUUGCGUCUUCGGAGGCUGUGAUCAAGGAGAACUACUCCAAUCCUGUGUUCACUCGUGCAGACACAAAGAGCAGCUUUCGGUGGAGAAUCCGCAACCUUCCCUAUCCUAAAGAAGUCUUCAGUGUUUUUGCGGAGCCAUCUGAGAGAUGCAUCAUCAUAAAGACCUCAAACAAAAAGUAUUAUAAAAAGUUUAGUAUUCCUGAUCUGGAGCGCUGUGAGCUGCCAUUCGACCAGUCUGCCCUCAGCUUCACUCAAGCCAACAACACUCUGAUUGUCAGCUACAAGAAACCCAAAGAGAUCUUAACCCUUGAGCAGGAGCUACUGAAGGAGCUGAAGAAACUGAAGGGAACUGGAGAUGGGAACGUCGACUGCAAAACUCAGUGAAUUGUGACGGUGGGAGCGAGAGAAAAGUUCUGCAUUGCAUUUAAAGCAGAAGCACACAACGUCAUUUUUUUCAUGUGAGCUCCCGUUUGACUUACUAUAGUGAGUCCCUUCACUCCGAAUCCCUUCUCUCAGUGCCUUAUUCAUAGGAUAGUUUCUCAACUGUGGCCCAUUUAAUAGCGGUCGAUGUGUUUCUCAGCCCCACCGUCAGAUUUAUUAACUUUACCGUUGGACCAUGAGGUUUUUUCUCUAAAUAAUUUCCAUCAAAGAAGUUGAAUUGCAUAAAAUAUUUGUUUAUGUGGAAUUUAAUAUAUCGCAACGACAUGUAUUUUUUUUACUCCUUGUCACCAAAGCUACCGGGGAGCCAUUUACAUGGCAGGGUCACAUAACCAGCAACCCUCCUUUCAUUGAUGUCCUUGUAAAACACUCAAAACACACAAUGCCUCAUCCCUGUUCGUUCCGGGGUCACUGUUACGAGCACAACCCAUUUGUGUUAACUGAAUAUCCUUAUGUUCCUUGCAUGUAGUGGGCCACCCUGAAAGCCAUUACUGAAACUAGUGUUACCAUUUCCCAUUAGAGCAAAGGGUCACUCUGACGCAGUGGUCUGCAGCUAAAACUCCAGUGCAACUGUUUCAGAGUUGUUUUACAAAUGGGCCUAAUGUUGAGGAAUAUAAAGUCAGAGGCUGACAUGUUUGUUAUAUGAAAUUCAGAGAGAAUAAAUUACAUGUACAGAGAGAAAUAAUAUAGCUCCUUGCUUCAAUGUGAUGUUUGAUAAGUUCAUUUUAAAAACUACUGUCUGAAAUACUUAGACAGUGGAUAAAAAAAGAGACAAUGGUAUUUAAAUAUAGAUCGUUUCAACCUUG
Messenger RNA from Paralichthys olivaceus (Japanese flounder), 1674 nucleotides. RefSeq names its product deleted in primary ciliary dyskinesia homolog (mouse) (gene dpcd). NCBI's taxonomy places the organism in Eukaryota, Metazoa, Chordata, Actinopteri, Pleuronectiformes, Paralichthyidae. The record is from RefSeq and is a predicted model, not a curated record.